CGUACACCGAUAUGGGAGACCCCGCCAACUCAACCUGGAUGAACAAAAGGUCGUGAGCACAACUGAGGCCGCCUGGUGUCUCUUGUGCAUUUUCCCCGAGAAUAAUCGGACAUUGUAUUGUACUGUAUCUUCUCCUCUCUGCAGAUAACACCCCAUAUCCGUAGGAAGCUCCAGUACAUUCUCAAGCUUGUCCCUCCGCGGACUGCCACCGUGGCAACUAGGCUUGCGGCGCCCAUGCCCGCCACAGCCGCUCUCCUGGCUAAGCCCGCCAAUCUAUCUCCUUCAGCGGCCAGUCAACACCGAGGUUUCCAAUUGCGAGUUUUCAUAAGACUGUUAUAGGCGCGAUGAUUCGGCUUUCCCAACUGCCGUGGACGCUGACCGCGGCCAUUCUUGCCGCAACAUGGCUUCCGGCUCCCGUCACAGCAUCACCGUCCGUCAACGUUGCCUUGAAGGCAGCAUUCCCCUCCCCCCCUUACUUGGUUGAGUUGCUCGAAACAGCAGCCGCCGACAAUACAACAGCCUACUUCGCUUUGCUGGACCGUAUAUCGAAAGGCCACUUUGCCCAGUCCCGGACCGACAAGGAGCUCUACGAGAAAUUCGUCCAAACUCUUCGCGAUGACGGCCAUAUGGGCGCAGAGGCGCUGUCAACCUUCAAGCUAGCCCUGUCAAUGCGAACUGCAGCACCCCGCGUUGAGGCACACUACCAGUUCUAUACAACCGCCGUCGAACCGUCGCUGCCCGAAGACCAGAACGGAUGUGAACAAUGGUUUCUUGUCGAUGGGAAACAGUACUGCACACCCUCGCUAGAUGUGGCCCAUGGGACCAUAAAGAAGAGCUCCCAAGAACGGACGCUACCGUUCGACCGCAAGUUUGGCGCUGGACCCCGGGAUAUUGUUCUGUAUGCCGACAUCACAUCGCCCGACUUCCACGCCUACCAUGAGGCCGCUAUGGACAUCGCCCGGAGAGGUGAGGGAUCGUACCGGGUUCGGUACCGGAGAAGUCGUGCACACCCGAGCGAGGCCCUCACCGUUAGUGGCUAUGGAGUGGAGCUUACAUUGAAACGCACUGAUUACAUAGUCAUCGAUGAUCGAGACACUGGUGCCACCAAGGCGCAAGGAGACGAAACCCAGAAGCCCCUUGGCACGUCCGAGGUUGUCCUCGACGAUGAGGAGGAGAUUACUGACAUCAAACCCCUGGAAAAGUCUGAGCUAGCAUCGCUAGGCAUGAAGGCAGCUUCGUUCAUCAUGCAAAGCGAGUCGCCCUUCGAGACUCUCCUGAAACUCACCCAAGAUUUCCCCAGAUAUUCCACCUCCCUUGAUGGCCAAAACGUCUCUGCCGAGUUCGAAGCCGAGCACAGGAAAAACAGGGAGAUACUCGUGCCCGAGGGCAUGAACGUUUUGUGGAUGAAUGGUGUGCAGUUGAUAGACCGUCAGAUCCAGCCCUUUGGUCUGGUAGACCUGCUCACGCGCGAACGGAAGUUAAUUAAUGGGGUCUUGGACCUUGGCCUCACCGGCCAGCAGGCCAUUUCCCUUCUCGGACACCCGCAUGUGGCCCAAGCAAAGUCGGGUGAGGACGAGCCUCGCAGAUUCGACUGGAGAGAUCAGAUGGAAGAAGGUCGCGUCAUCAUAUGGCUCAACAAUUUGGAGAGAGACAAGCGGUAUCAAAACUUCUCGCCAAGCUUGUGGGCGCUGCUUCAACAUUUUGGCCAUGGACUACCACAAAUUCGGAAGGAUAUCUUUAACCUGGUGGUCCCCGUGGAUUUUACCAAGCCAGAGGAUGUAAAGCUUGUUACAACACAGCUCUUGUCCUUCAUGAAAAGGCUGAUCCCUGUCAGGUUUGGCUUGGUCCCCCUCACCCCUUCCGGGGAAGCCAUUGAGCAGGCCAAAGUCACCUAUUACCUCCUCAGGAAUUACGGUUUGGCCGCAGCUACCUCUUACCUCGAGAAGUCACUCGAGGCCAAGAAGACUGCCAAACCGGAUGAGGCCAUCUUCAAUGCAGCAAUCAAGGAUAGAAGCCCGCGGCCAGAGUCCGUUCCAUUACCAUUCAGGGACAUUUCCACCUCUGAAGAACUUGAGAAACAGAUCCAUCUCGCCAAGCAUUGGGUAGAACGCCUGCGUGCCGAUGGCCCGGUGCCCUCAGUUUUCUUCGAUGGCUUCGCGUUUCCUCGAGACGAGGAUUGGCUCAAAGUCAUGAACCAGAAGCUUAUGAUGGAUCUACAGAUGAUUCAGCAAGCCGCGUAUUUCGGGAUGGUCAAUGAAGAAACCUGGGUCCCCGGCUAUUUUCUGGAGAACGCCUUGAAACGACGUAACACCUUCAUCUUCCCCGAGGAUUCGCGGCAGCCUACAAUACUCAACGUGAACAAGCUAUACACUGAGUACCAUGAUGUACUCAGCAAGAUUCCCGUAGUUGAAGCCGACAAGGGGUCGACAAAGGAAGAAUGGGCCGCCCUUACCGUCAUUGCUGAUCUGGAUAGCAUUGAAGGACAGAAGCUUGUCUUCUACGCCAUUCGUUUCCGUCAAGGAAACAAUGGUGUUCGGUUGGAUAUCAUACACAACCCCAAGGAUCUAUCUCGCUCGCCGUCGCUGCUCAAUAGGCGCGUCAAGUCUCAGGAGGGCACUCUAGUUACUGUGGGCCGGCUCCUAGAGCUGGAGACAAUUCUGGAAAACGCGGGCGGAGAUGCCGACCCUGCGUAUGAUGCCGCACUGGCUAGUUUCCUCACGAGCGCUAAUCUGAAGGCCGGUGACAAUGCCUUGAUGCUCAACGGCCGUAUUGUUGGGCCUAUUCCAUCGGCUGAUGAAUUCAGGCAGGAGGAUUUUGAGCAAUUUCUCGAAGCGGAGCGCGCGAGCCGAAUCGUGCCAGUCUACAAGGCUAUUGAAGACCUCGGGCUCGCUGACAAGGUUUCCGGUCCCCUAGAUGCAGCCAAACUGACAUCCGUCACUGCACUCUCCGGCAUCUCAGAUCUGCCCCAGGGUAUUUUUGAUUCGGCGCCCUCCAUCAGGACGACAACGUACAAGGACUGGAACUCAACGUACACGUCUUUCCAAGUCGGUGACGCGUCGACCGCCACCAUCUUCUUCGUUGCCGUCAUCAACCCCGCGAGCGAAGUCGGUCAGAAGUGGGCUGCUGUCCUGAGGGUGCUCUCCGAACUAGAAGGUGUACAUCUCCAAGUCUUCCUCAAUCCUCUGGAGGGACUAGGGGAGCUUCCCGUGAAACGAUUCUACCGUUACGUACUUGAAUCUUCUCCGAGUUUUGACGAGAAUGGAAAGCUCAAGACACUCUCGGCCAACUUUGCCAAGGUUCCGCAGGACACUCUGUUUGUCGCGGGUAUGGACGUGCCACCCGCCUGGCUCGUUACUUCCAAAGUCUCCGUUGAUGACCUGGACAACCUCCGUAUCAAGGAUAUCAAAGCCAGGAGAGGCACGGAACAUGUCGAAGCCAUCUACGAACUCGAAAACAUUCUAAUCGAAGGCCACUCGCGCGAGCUGCCGUCAGGGCAGCCUCCUCGAGGCGUCCAACUCGUUCUUGCCACGGAGAAGGACCCACACUUCGCCGACACCAUCAUCAUGUCCAACCUCGGGUUCUUCCAGUUCAAGGCCAACCCCGGUGUCUACAAUAUCCGCCUGAAGGAAGGCCGUAGUUCGGACAUCUACAACAUCGAGAGCGUCGGUGCUAGGGGUUGGGCGGCUGUUCCCGGUGACGAAACCACUGAGGUCGCUCUUAUGGACUUCCAGGGCACCACGCUCUACCCCCGGCUGAAGCGCAAGCCGGGAAUGGAAGAGGAGGAUGUCCUCGGAAAGGCCAAAGUCGAGACGACAGGCAGUGGCGCCAUGGACUUCGUAUCCAAAGGCCUCAAAUUUGCCGAGGGCAUCCUCGGCAUGGGCAGGCCGACUGAGACAAAAUCCACCUCGGACACCCAACAUGCAGAGAUCAACAUCUUCUCCGUUGCCAGUGGCCAUCUCUACGAGCGCAUGCUCAACAUCAUGAUGGUCUCAGUCAUGCGCCACACAAACCACACGGUCAAGUUUUGGUUCAUUGAACAGUUCCUCUCGCCUUCGUUCAAGGACUUCAUCCCCACCAUGGCGGCCGAGUACGGUUUCAAGUACGAAAUGGUGACGUACAAAUGGCCGCACUGGCUGCGCCAGCAAAAGGAGAAGCAGCGCGAGAUUUGGGGCUACAAGAUUCUCUUCCUCGACGUGCUCUUCCCGCUGUCCCUCGACAAGGUCAUCUUUGUCGACGCCGACCAGAUCGUACGCACAGACAUGUACGACCUGGUCCAGCUGGACCUCGAGGGCGCGCCGUACGGCUUCACGCCCAUGUGCGACUCGCGCACCGAGAUGGAAGGCUUCCGCUUCUGGAAGACGGGCUACUGGGCCAACUACCUCAAGGGCAAGCCCUACCACAUCAGCGCCCUCUACGUCGUUGACCUGGCCCGCUUCCGCGAACUCGCCGCCGGCGACCGCCUGCGCCAGCAGUACCACGCCCUUUCGGCCGACCCGCAGUCGCUUGCCAACCUCGACCAGGACCUGCCCAACCACAUGCAGUUCCACAUACCCAUCCACAGCCUGCCGCAGGAGUGGCUGUGGUGCGAGACGUGGUGCAGCGACGAGACCCUGGCCACCGCCAGGACCAUCGACCUCUGCAACAACCCGCAGACCAAGGAGCCCAAGCUGGACAGGGCCAGGAGGCAAGUGCCCGAGUGGACCGAGUAUGACGAGGAGAUUGCGGCGCUGGCGAGGAGGAAGCGGGAGCAGCAGGAACAGCCACAGCAACAUGCAGGGAACGCACAGAGCGUGGAUAAGAACCCCAAAAGUAGACGGCUUGACCAUGACCCGGCUGUUGAAACGGGCCAUGUGGUAGACGAGUUGUGAUCAUGUAGGAGCACAGGCGUUUUUUGAUGUUUAUCUACAUAUAUAAAUGUAUAUAGCGAGAAAAGGCGUACGAACAAUAGGCUGGAUACCU
Messenger RNA from Canariomyces notabilis, 4959 nucleotides. RefSeq names its product glycosyltransferase family 24 protein. Gene Ontology annotation, molecular function: UDP-glucose:glycoprotein glucosyltransferase activity. NCBI's taxonomy places the organism in Eukaryota, Fungi, Ascomycota, Sordariomycetes, Sordariales, Chaetomiaceae. The coding region runs from base 345 to 4868 and encodes 1507 amino acids. Gene Ontology annotation, cellular component: endoplasmic reticulum. The record is from RefSeq and is a predicted model, not a curated record. The transcript has 2 exons.